This is a messenger RNA of Centruroides sculpturatus (bark scorpion), 1767 nucleotides long. Its product is annotated as cubilin-like. The record is from RefSeq and is a predicted model, not a curated record. The transcript is spliced from 7 exons. Gene Ontology annotation, molecular function: protein binding. Lineage: Eukaryota; Metazoa; Arthropoda; Arachnida; Scorpiones; Buthidae. Bases 146 to 1309 code for a protein of 387 amino acids.
AGGUUGUCAUAAAAUAACACUUGAAAAUAAUGGAGUUUAUUCAGUAAUUGGUAAUUGCAACAGAACUUGUUCCUGGAUUAUUCCUCCUAAAGAACAGGAUGAAAAAAUAUUAUCUUUUCAUUUUUUUUCAAUUGCUCUUGACCCCAUGGAUUACGUAAAUAUUUACCAAUUAGAUGACAAGAUGACUUUUGUUGAAAACAUUAAAUACAAUCAUAAUCUUAUGCCAAAUAUAUAUUUACCCGCAUCUCUUGGAGCUUACCUGAACAUAACAAGAGGUGUCUGCUUGUCAUCUGGCAAAGAAUCCACUGUGUUUUUGUCAAGCUUUCAAACUUUAAAAAGUUGUUCAUCAGAUAUUUUAAUUAAGUCUGGAAGUAAAAUUGAAAUAACUUCUCCUAAUUUUCCUGAUGCUUAUUCAUUUCGAUCUCACUGCUGGACAAAUAUCUCAAGAUCUACAACAAAAGAUUUUUUAUAUUUGUCAUUUAAAAUGUUUCAUUUGGCAGACAGACACUGUGUUAAAAUUCAUGACACUAAAAAUGAUAAAACUUUUGUUUAUAAUAAUAAUAAUGCAAAUGAUCUUCUGAUAUACUCUGAUGUUGCAUUAGAAUUAUUGGCCUGGUCAUGUAAUUCCUCAGAAGAGUCUGGUUCUAAAAUGUCUACGGGAAUUGGUUAUUAUGCUGAUGUUUAUUCCACAGAUUGUGGAGGAGUAUUUAGAACUCUAGAAGGUAGUUUUAGUACACCAGGAUUUCCAGAUAAAAUGACAGGAAAUUCAAAGUGCAUUUGGAAGAUAGAAAUAACAGAACAAAAGAAUAAUAAUACUGCUUAUCUUAUAGCAUUUUCAAUUGAAUGGAAAUAUGAGAAAAGGUCAAUAGAAGUUUAUGACGGUCCCUCAUUACAAAAUGAUACUUUAACAAAUCUAACUGGAGAAGUAUUGAGUAAAACUAAUUCCAUUUUAAUUUUGUACGAUAAUAAUGAAACUCUAUCAUCUGCAUUCACUGUCCAUUAUCAAGCAAGGCUCUGUUCCAAUUUGUGCGACAACGGAAUUUGCAUGCACCCAGACUGGCCCUGCAACGGAAUUAACCAAUGCGGAGACUACAGCGACGAGAGAGACUGCCGAGGAAGGCCGCCGCUUCCUCCCCCCGUUCCUCCCACUAUAAAUAAUAUUAAAACCGGAGCUUCCUAUUGGAUUCUGGCCGGAAUUCCGGGUGGCUUCGUACUAGGAAUCGUUUCCUUCUUGGCCGGUGUGUUCGCCUUGAAAAAGUAUCGAGAGAGAAGACAGAACAGCUAUUCUACUUUUCCCGUCUACGAUUAAUAAAGUCUUACGCCGUCUUUGUUCUUACGAAAUAAUUAGAGGAAAAGGUGGUAUUAUGGAACCACCCCAUUUCGAACCGAACUAGGCGGACAUCCGUAGCCAGGGGAAAACCCGUUUUACUUCGGUUAAACGGUCGUCCGUAUUUAAUCGGCAAAUUUGUUUUUUUUCAAAAUUAAGCGAAUUUAAUUAUUUUUAAAAUAUAAAUGGUGUAGCUGUAGGUUGACCGGUUCCAGAAACUUAGGGGCACGUAUUCAUCCGCGCGACGAUCACGUUUUUUUAAAUUUCGGUCUCGACUGACGUAAGUUAAUUCGAGAUGGCGAUGCGUGAAAUACGGACCCCUUUGGUGCUUUUACGGUAAUACGGAACUUUCUCUUUGCCAGCGGACGUUCGUCCGGAGCAAUUUGUGAAAAAGACAAGGUAGAAAGUCGAGAGAAUAUCGAAAAAGAAGCCUUCAAAAA